Molecule: messenger RNA, 5076 nt
Organism: Pseudophryne corroboree (corroboree frog)
Lineage: Eukaryota; Metazoa; Chordata; Amphibia; Anura; Myobatrachidae
Gene: SLCO4A1
Product: solute carrier organic anion transporter family member 4A1
Exons: 12
Coding region: 432-2621 (729 amino acids)
Biological process (GO): transmembrane transport; sodium-independent organic anion transport
Cellular component (GO): plasma membrane
Molecular function (GO): protein binding; thyroid hormone transmembrane transporter activity
Source: RefSeq, a predicted model, not a curated record
GGGGACUCGGGUGACAGAACGUCUGUCACUAUAACAGCGUUGUGCGCUUGAUCUCGGCGCAUAGCCAGCAGUCACUAUUACAGGGAGCUAGUAGUAGCGGCCCGUGCUCCCUUUCCUGAUUGGCUGAUAGAUGAUAAGACCAGGAGGGGGAUACGGCGGAUUGGCUGUCCGGGACGUCUUUCAGCGGCGUUGUACUGCCCAGUGUGUGAAUGAAGCAGAGUGUCAGGAAUAGAGGAGAGGCAGAGGUGAGAGCAGCCGGGGGAGCAUCUGACGCAUCACCGGGGCCAUCCUUAUCGUCACCAGCCGGGUACCAGCACCAUCUCCCCGCCUGACAGGUGAUAUUUUCUGCUCUACCUGUCGUUCUCCAGAGUGUAUAAAACAGUCAUCUCUGCAGUGGAAGGGAAGCUAUCACCCUGCUCUUUUAUUGGGAAAUGCCCCUUCACCUAUCCCCUGAAAAUUCCUUUAUUUCCAAGCAAGAGCUGCUCUGCUUUGCUGAACCAUCUCAAAGCGACAGUGAAUAUGACCUGAUCACCCCAGAAGGCAAUGAGCAAGCUGAUGCACUGCUGUCAAAGACGCCAAUGCACUCUGGUGCAAGCAACUCUCCAGACUCCUAUACUGCCCCUCUCUACAAUGAGACGUCUACCAAGAAAGCGUUGUAUGACCCAUGCGAAAUUAAAUUCAUACCCUCCGAAAAUGAAAACCUGUGUGGCUGGGGUGCCAUCAAACCUACCUUUUUACAGUUUUUUAACACAUCCAAAGGUGUGCUCUUUUUCCUAUGUGUGGCCUCUUUUCUCCAGGGCAUGGUGGUAAAUGGCUUCAUCAAUACUGUCAUCACUUCCAUAGAGCGAAGAUUUGAUCUACACAGUUACCACAGCGGACUGAUUGCCAGCUCGUAUGAUAUAGCAGCUUGUGUGUGUUUGACAUUUGUCAGUUACUUUGGGGGCAAUGGCCACAAACCUCGCUGGUUGGGCUGGGGAGUACUUAUUAUGGGGAUUGGUUCUGUAGUGUUUGCACUGCCACAUUUCACCACUGGUGUGUAUGAAGUGAACUUUGAAGAAGAUAAUGGAGUAUGUCUCUCUAAUGAAACUUACCACGUCAAAGAAAGUGCCUUGAGUCUGUCUCACUACAGAUAUGUCUUCAUGUUAGGACAAUUUCUUCACGGGAUUGGAGCAACUCCUCUAUACACAUUGGGAGUCACUUACUUAGAUGAAAAUGUUAAAUCAAGUUAUUCUCCGGUGUACAUUGGUAUAUUUUACACAGCGGCCAUAGUUGGACCAGCAGUGGGAUAUUUGCUUGGAGGAUUUUUCCUAAAUGUGCACACGGAAAUCAACAGCCCGACUGAUCUUACACCUGAAAAUCCGCUCUGGGUUGGUGCCUGGUGGAUUGGAUUCCUGGGUGCUGGAGCAGCUGCUUUCAUCAUUUCUUUUCCAAUACUGGGCUAUCCACAGCAGCUGCCAGGCUCUCAGCGUUAUGUGGUUAUGAGAGUGUCAGAGGCUCAUCAGGUGAAAGAUGGGCAUCACAAACCAGAUGCUGAUUUUGGGAAGACAUUUAAAGAUCUGCCAAAGUCAUUAUUGAUGCUUUUGAAAAACCCCACCUUUAUUUUCCUGUGCUUAGCUGGAGCCACCGAAGCUACCCUCAUCACAGGCGUGUCAACAUUUGGACCAAAGUUUCUAGAAUCACAGUUUAGUCUAAGUGCAUCAGAUGCUGCAACGUUUUUUGGAUAUCUGGUGGUUCCUGCCGGUGGUGGAGGUACCUUACUUGGAGGAUUUAUAGUGAACAAACUGAAACUUCACUGCUCAGGAGUGAUUAAAUUCUGUAUCUUAUGUACUCUUGGAAGUCUGAUGUCAAUCUUCGUGUUCCUAAUAAGCUGCCCUAACAUGUCCAUGGCCGGAGUGACAGCACCUUACCAAGACAGUGCCCUCUUUGCUGGAAGCCUGAAUCUAACCGCUGCAUGUAAUGGCGGCUGCCGCUGUUUGCAGGAUCAUUACAGUCCUGUCUGUGGAGCAGAUGGUGUCAUGUAUUAUUCUGCCUGUUAUGCGGGGUGCUCUGGAGCAUACAUGGAUCAUGGUGACGGUAACAAGGUUUAUGAAAACUGUAGCUGUAUUGCCUCAAAUAUCUCAGCCGCUGGUGGACAAGCCGUAGUGGGGAAAUGUUCGUCUUCCUGUCACAAGAUGUCUGUGCUUUUAGCAUUUACAUUUUCCAUUAUCCUGUUUACAUUCCUGUGCAGUAUUCCUGCAUUGACCGCAACACUAAGGUGUGUCUCAGAUAGUCAGCGUUCUUUUGCACUUGGGAUCCAGUGGAUAUUAGUACGGACAUUAGGUGGAAUCCCUGGACCUAUCGCCUUCGGCUCAAUGAUUGAUAUUUCAUGCCUGCUCUGGCAGAACCAAAGUGGAGAGAAAGGUUCUUGUUACAUAUACCAAAAUUCAGCCAUGAGCAAAUACAUGCUCUUUGCUGGUCUUACUUACAAGGUGAUUGGAUCAGUGUUCUUCCUACUCGCUCUGUGUCUUUAUAAACCUCCCCCUGUUUCCCCCGUAAGCAGCAUGGACAAAACAGCCAAUGGGCAUUCAGAAAAAGUCUCUCAAGAAGAAACUGCUGUGACCUCAUCAGCAAGUCCCACCUAGCUGCCCCUCUGCCACCAUAUGUCCUCAUUACCUAGCGCUAUUGCUGUGUUGCCUUCACGUAUCACACAAGUCUGUAAUACUAAAUGCAGUCACAUAAUAUUGAGCUACAGUGUUGUCACUAUUCAAGUAUUUUUAUUUUUGGUUACAUUGUAUUUUUAAAGACUUCUUCCUUAGGGAAAAAAGGGCUAUUUAGAGUACUGUAGCGUCGCAUGCAUCUCAUGUGUCACAGAAUGCAACGAUAAACACGAUUUCAGCAAAACUGCACCAGAGUUAGCACAAAAAGCCUUUAUGUUUUAGUUAGUACUUAAAAAAAGAAAACGUUCAAUGCUAAAUGGUUUUCUUUGACCCUGGAAGGACCCUGUCUUGGUAAAUAAUGCAUUUCCUUCUUGUUUUAUUUUUUUUAAUUUUUAUAAAGCAUUGCAGUAUAUUAGAGAAACUCAGCGCAUUGGCAGCCGCGUGCAUCACAUAGACAGUCUGCCACAAGACUAUUCCAAACACUACUGUCUUUCUGGAAAAUGAUGACAUACAGAUGUGUCCUCAUACAUCUAGCCUCAAUACAGCACGCAGUGGGAGAUGCCUGACGCAAGUGAGCUGACAGAUUCUAUGCAACUCUGCUAGCGUCUGGUGUACUGAUUAAUCUAAUGUGACCCUAGUAUAAAUGUGUGCGACUGAGUCUGUAUAUGAAGCACAACAGAACUUGGCAGACUCAGAGACUUAGUCGCACACAGAUAUACAAAUGUUGCAUAUUGGACAGUACGGAUGGUGUAAUGGUUAGCAUUACUGCCUCACAGCACUGAGGUCAUGGGUUUGAUUCCAACCAUGGCCCUAACUGUGCGGAGUUUGUAUAUUCUCCCCAUACUUGUGUGGAUUUCCUCCGGGUACUCCGGUUUCCUCCCACGUUCCAAAAAUAUACUGGUAGGUUUAUUGAUUCCCUACAAAAUUAACCCUAGCGUGAAUGUGUCUGUGUGUACAUGUGGUAGGGAAUAUAGAUUGUGAAUGGGCAAAUAUUCUUUGUAAAGUGCUGCGGAAUAUGUGUGCGCUAUAUAAAUAACUGGUAAUAAAUAAUAUCAAAUUACUGGUUACAGUCUCCUGGUGCAUCCUUGAUGCAUUGUGUUGUGACGAAUACGUAUUUUUGGCAAAAAGGAUGCCUGACGCUAGCAGAGUCUCAUAGGACCAGCUAUGCCAAGAGGUGCUGUUUGGCGUGACUGCAGCAAUGAUGUAUGAAGACACAUUGUAUUUAGAUGUUGAAACAUUGUGGAUACAGACAUUGCAUUUACUCUGGUUCAUAGUCCUUGUGCUGCAUUAACAGUGGCUAUCUCAAAAUGGGCAACAUUACGAUUCCAUUAUUGUCUGUCAAUGUUAAAUUCUAAAGUAUGGUCACCAGAACUAAACUAGAACCGUAUAAGCAGAUAAAGGGCGUAUUGACAACCACUCGCUCAUAGAGUAUGCCUGCCCAUAGUACAGUAUGUUUCAUUAAGCUAAAACUGGAUAUAGAUCCGUUCUGAGCACAGUGUUACCAGACAUACAUCUUAACAAUUCGAAAAACAUUAUUUUUCUUAAAGGCAAACAAAUUCCUCUCUCCUAAAAUAUCCUCCUGUACUUGCUUCAUUUUUAAGGGGGGUACUCACGGAGAGAUCCAUGCUUAAAAUCUAAGCAAUCUGACUAGAUUGCUUAGAUUUUAAGCAUGGAUCUCUCGUGUGUAUGCCCCCCAGCGAUAGCGAUGCGUGGCCCAGCGCGUUGCUUUCGCCGGUGUUUGGUUGGUCUGCAUGCAGGCUCAAUCUAGCACAUCGCUCAUUUCACCCGGCGGGUGAAAUAAGCGCCCCAUCCCCUCCCCCCCUCGCUCAGCACACAUCGCACUGUGCUGAGUGGGGGGAGAGAUGUGUGCUGAGCGGUGAAAUGAGCGACCUGUUAAGGGGAGUACACAUGGAGCGAUCGCUGCUUAAAAUCUAAGCAAUCUGACUAGAUUGCUUAGAUGUUAAGAACAGAUCACUCGUGUGUACCCCACACAGCGAUAGCCACAUCGCUAUCGCCGGUGCUAGAUUGGCCUGCAUGCAGGCUCAAUCUAGCACGUCGCUCACUUCACCCGCUGGGUGAAAUGAGCGGCCCCCCGCCCUCCCCCGCAUCGCUCAGCACACAUCGCACUGUGAUGAGCGGCGGGAGAGAUGUGUGCUGAGCGGUUCGCUCAGCACACAUCUCUCCCGUGUAUAUGGGCCUAUAGAGUGUGCCUGUCCCCAAUCUAGUACCAGCGAUAGCGAUGCGCGGCCCUAUCGCUGUGGGGCAUACACAUGGAGAGAUUCGUGCUUAACUUCUAAGCAAUCUAGUCAGAUUGCUUAGAAUUUAAGCAUGGAUCUCUCUGUGUACCCCCUUUACACUAUUGGUAAGUAAAGGGCAGUACACACGGGGAGAGAUGUGUGCUGAGCGAUCUGUUACAGACCGCUCAGCACACAUCUCCCCC